UGGUGUCUUGGGGUAGACGGCAAUAUUAGAAAACAGCGUGCCCUGGCUUGUAGGUAAUUCAUGGCUGAGCUGAUUAAUUAAUUACUAAUUAUAUGAUAAAAUGGUUGACGGUGUUUAGCUUCUUAAUGGCCUCUCGUAUAAUUUGACGGUGCUUAGCUUUCCGAUCAGACUAUAAAUUGGCCUGAAAUAAAAUGGAAUUUCAUCAACUUCCCAAAAAAAAAACAUAAAGUGAAAAAAAAGUGAAAAAAAUAAAAAUAAAAAGAGUGAAGAUGGGAUUGAAACUGAAAAAUGUCUUGCCAGUAUUUGUGUUCUUGUUGUUAGCAUCCACAGCUAAAGCCCAAACAGUGUUUGAUGUGACAAGUGCAAAAUAUGGUGGAAAGCCAAACUCUGAUAUUACCCAGGCUUUGAGCAAGGCUUGGACAGAUGCAUGUGCUUCAACAUCACCAAGUAAACUUGUUGUUCCAAAAGGAACAUUCAAGUUUUUAGGAACAACUUUUAAAGGUCCUUGCAAGGCUCCUAUCGCGUUCCAGCUCCAAGGAAUAUUGCAGGCUCCAGCAGAUGGCAACCAACUCCCAAAGAAGGAUACUUGGAUUAGUUUCGACCACAUUGACCGGCUCACCAUAUCAGGUGGUGGAACUUUUGAUGGCCAAGGAGCAAUUUCUUGGAAAGAAAAUGAUUGCCACAAAAACAAAAAUUGCAAAUCUAUUGCCAUUAAUUUGAGGCUCAACUUCAUCACCAAUUCCAGAAUUGAGUACAUAACUACAAAAGAUAGCAAAAAUUUCCACGUCAAUGUUUUGGGGUGCACCAAUGUUGCAUUCCACCAUUUCACCGUCUCAGCACCUAAAGAGAGCAUUAACACAGAUGGAAUCCACAUUGGACGUUCCACUGGGAUCAGCAUCAUUGACUCAACCAUCAAAACUGGGGAUGAUUGUAUCUCAAUUGGUGACGGUACCAAAAAUCUCAACGUGACCAACGUUACUUGCGGACCAGGCCAUGGCAUAAGCAUCGGGAGCCUUGGAAGGUACCAGAAGGAAGAACCUGUGUCUGGGAUCACAAUCAAGAACUGCACCUUGACUGAUACACAGAAUGGUGUGAGAAUCAAAACAUGGCCUGCUUCCCCAUCAGCUGGUACUGCCUCAGAUAUUCACUUUGAGGAUAUUAUCAUGGUUAAUGUUGGUAACCCUAUCCUCAUAGACCAAGAGUACUGCCCAUGGAACCAGUGCACACUAAAGGUUCCAUCCAAAGUUAAGAUCAGCAAUGUUAGCUUCAAAAACAUCAAGGGCACAUCUACCACUCCACUUGCUGUCAAGCUUGUAUGCAGCAAAGGCCUACCAUGUGAGAAAGUGGAACUAAGUGACAUUGAUUUAAAGUACACUGGAAACCAAGGCCCUCUUACCUCUAAAUGUACUAAUGUCAAGCCCACGAUUACUCGCGUGACAAAGCCUCUUGCUUGUGCAACCUCUGCUUGAUCUAACAAGUACAAACCAUGCUGAUGUUUCUCCAGAGGUGGAAAAUAUCAGUACACUUUUGUUGUUGAAUAAAUUACCCAUGAGUCUUGCUCAAGUGACGUGAUACGGGUGGGGUGAGGGGGUAGAGCUUUUAUGUUCUAACCUCCUUGUAAUUAUUUUUUGUUCUAUUUUAUUUUUUGACAAAACGUCAUUUUUUGGUCCCUAUAGUUUGUCGUUUUUAUCACUAAGGUCCAUGUGGUUUCAAUUUGAACAUUUUAUUAAAUGUUAUUUCAAUUUGAAGCAAUUUAAAGACAAUCCUCAAUUUCUAUCAAAUUCUUUUAACUUCUGUUAUUGGUGCAGGGGUAAUCUAGUAAACAAGUUAUUAAAAAAUUAAUUCUUUUAAAAAUAAACAAUACAAAAUGGAAAAAUUAAUAAAUAAAUAAAUAUCUUCUUCUCCCCUCCCUAGAAGCCUUCGUCCCUCUCUGCUGUAUCUCUCCCUCUUCAUUUCUCCACCACCUGAUAGCAUCCUAUACCCAGCCCCACCCCUACCCCUAGCCGUGACACACCCCCAACCCCAUCCCUACCGACAACCCAACACCAACGCACCAACCCCCUUCAGCCCUCUAUCUCUCUCCGAUUGGGCCCUCCACCUCUCCCCACCAUAGCCCACUAAUCAUCUCUCCACCACCACCACAACCUAAAACUAGAUAUUCUCCAAUAUACAGCUUUGUUCAUCAAUCGAUUUUUAAUAAAUUGGCGAUAGCCAUAGAUUUUACCCUUCCCAACUUCAAGUUCUGCUCCUCAAAAAUACCAUCAAAUAAGCCAUAAUAAGUGAGAAUAAAAUUGAAAUAGGAGUAGUUCUUGGUGGGUGGGCUGGGCUGGAGCUAUGAUUUUUUUUUUUUGGCAGAUCUAUUGGCCAUAUUGUAAUAAAUUAUGAGCAAUGUGGUCUUUUGCUUGCAUUCAAUUUUUUGGGCUGGACUCGAGACAGAGAGACAAAGAGAUAGGUGGGGUGUCUUGAGAAGUUUUGUGUUGGGAGGGUGGUAAGGGUUGGUUGCUGGGUGGGUGAUGUUGGGUAGUGGCUUGUUAGAUGGUGGUUAUGGUGGGAGGGGGAGGGCAUGGGAGAGAGAGGGGGAGGCACCAAAUUUAAAAAGGAAUGAAUUUGUGUUAUUUAUUAUUAUUUUUUCCAUUUUGUAUUUGUUAUUUUAAAAAGGAAUGAUUUUUUUAAUAAUUUGACCGAAUUGCCCCCCUCGCAAGUAAUGGAAGUUUAAAAAAUUUAACAAAAAUUGAGAGUUGUCCUUGAAUUACUUGAAAUUGAAACCACAAGGACAAAAAUAUUCAAAUU
Prunus persica (peach) is the source of this 2790-nucleotide messenger RNA. Its product is annotated as exopolygalacturonase-like. The transcript is spliced from 4 exons. The record is from RefSeq and is a predicted model, not a curated record. Gene Ontology annotation, biological process: carbohydrate metabolic process. Bases 270 to 1469 code for a protein of 399 amino acids. Gene Ontology annotation, molecular function: polygalacturonase activity. Lineage: Eukaryota; Viridiplantae; Streptophyta; Magnoliopsida; Rosales; Rosaceae.